ACAGCGUGACGUCACCCAGCACACGUGAUCCAAUAUGGAGGAAGGUGGAGGGAGGUAGAAUGUUGUCGUCGGCAACAUCGCCAGGUGUACCACCUGUUUUAGUCACAUUUUAGCCCAACUACGCCUUCAAACAUCCAAGAUGGGAGGGAGAGAAUCUAAGCCGUCGUUUAUCUCCUACGAGGAGGCCAUCAAAAGAGUAACUAACGAUGAGUUAGAGCGCCUGAAGGCCGCAUUUAAGAGGUCGUCCAACUUGAACGGCCUGAUGACCAAGCCUGUGUUUAUGCGGGAAGUGCUGGGAGACUCCGUGCCAGGAAAGCUAGCCGAGCGUAUCUAUGACAUAUUUGGAGGGAACACUAAGGGCCUGAAGUUCCCGGAUCUGGUAUGUGGUCUGGUCCUGCUGACAAGGGGCAAGAGAGAGGAGAAAAUAAAGUUCAUCUUUGCUCUGUAUGCCAACGAUGCCCUGAGCCAUGUUCAGCGCAGUGACAUGGAGACCAUGGUGCUGGCAUGUGACAGUGGACAUGUGCCACAAGUCAUCAAGGACAGCUUUGCACAGAAUGAACGUUUGAUGUACGACGAGUUCCGGUGCUGGUUGCUGGCGAAUCCAGACGCCACGUCGGUGACAAGAUGGCUGCUGAACAGCGGCGGGGUCUGUGUGACCCUCACAGACGACAGCGAGACCCCAACGUUCUAUCAGACCCUGGCUGGAGUCACACAUUUGGAAGAGACAGAUAUAAUAGAGCUGGAGAAGCGUUACUGGCAGCUGAAGAGCCAGUCCAAGACGGGGAGGUUUGAUCUGGAGACGUUUACCAUCCUCAUGGUGCCUCCUGUGCCCAAGGAACUUUGUGAAGGUUUAUUCAAUGCCUUUGAUGAAAACAGAGACAAUCACAUUGACUUCAAGGAGAUCUGCUGUGGGCUGUCUGCCUGCUGCAGGGGACCACUAGCUGAGAGACAGAAAUUCUGCUUCAAAAUUUUCGACACCAACCAUGACGGGCUGCUGGACCGGGAGGAGCUUGCUGCCAUGGCUUCCAUGCUCAUCAUCAUCCAUGAGGAAAAUGUUUUUGACAUCCAUACGAGAUUUCAGUGGGAAAAUGAAGUGCAUGUGGCGGACCCUGACAUGAGUAAGACCCACUGGAAGGCUGAAGACAUUGUGAAAGACAUCCUGAAGACACAUGACACAGACCAGGAUGGCUGUAUUACUCUGGAAGAGUAUCAGAUCUGGUCCAUGGGACACAGGCUGCCCAACGAUCUCCUCAAGCUCCUAUUUCAGGUAUGCCACGUAGUGUUGGGGUUGAGACCAGCCUGGUCAGAGGAGGAGGGAGAAAUUGUCAGGGGCUGGCUGGAUCGGGAAGAGAGAAAGGGUCUAAAGAACAAGGACACCUGGUACCUGGUGUCCAUGGCCUGGUGGAAGAACUGGUGUGAAUUCACACACUACCAGGGAAGAUCCUAUAACAAUGGGUGGGAAACCUCCUCAAACAGUUCCUCAGGCAGCCUCCCACCCCACCACUUGAAUGGUUUGGCCCAUGCAUGGGAUGAGAUCAGCGAAGAGUUCUCCCAAGACGAGGCCUCCUCUGUCUCCAGAACCAGCGGCUUCUACAGCGAGAGCUCCUCCGCUGUGGAGAGCUUACGCGGGAAUGGAACCCUGAACCAUGUUGCAAACCAUGUCGGAGAUGCGGACUCAAGAAGAACCAGCUCAGUUAGCUCAGGGAGUCGAGCAAGCACCAUGUCCAGCGAAGGGAGAGGAACUCUGCCUAGAGCCAAACAUCUCGCACCCAAUCCCCUACCUCCGCAGAAUCCUGGAGCCAUUGAUAAUACUCCUCUCAUCAUACCAGAAACACGAAAGGUUAUGAUGUUGACCAAUGAGGGUGGACGUUUGAAGCGGGAUCGAAUCCUGAUCAGGGGGCGGGACUAUGAACUUCUCCCUGAGCCGGUGUGGCGAGCGUUGCAGAACUGGUACGGUGGUUCCCCUGCCCUGCCCAGAACGGUGAUUAUCCCCAGCCAUGGCGACCCCUCGGCAGAACUGGAGCUGUAUCCCCUCAGCAUACGGCUGCUGCGACACCAGGCCCCUCAGACCAGAGCAGGGGCCCCGGGGGUACAGCUGGGAGGUUUUCACUUCGGCCCUGGAGGCAUCACAGGCCCGAUGAACACCACCCCUCGCCGGUACCUGGCGUAUGUGGCAGCCUUCAGCAGGAUGACCACCCUGAAGCUGAUGUACCAGUACCUGUGUAACCGCCUGCGCAUCCGAGAGGACGAUAUGCGGCUCUGGAACUUCAAGGAGGAGAGCAAUGCUUAUCUGCUUGAAGAGGAGGACCACACUCUGGAGAUGCUGGGCAUCGAUGACAAUCAGCAGAUUCUCAUAGAAGUCCGUAACAAAGACAUGAGCUGGCCAGAGGAGAUGUCGUCUUUAGCCAACCAGAAGAAUCGUAUGGAGAAGAAGCAAGCCAUGGAAUCAGCUGGUCUGUCUAAUCUGGCUAAGAUCCUCUACCGAAACUCAGCUGCUGCAGAGAAAGGUGCCACAGGCCUGAGUAACCUCGGCAACACAUGUUUCAUGAACUCUGGUCUGCAGUGUAUCAGUAACACCCACGCUCUCACAGAGUACUUCAUCUCAGGCAGACAUCUGUAUGAGCUCAACACGAUAAACCCCCUCGGCAUGAAGGGACACAUUGCACGGAGAUACGGGGAUCUGGUACAGGAUCUAUGGAGUGGCACCUCCAAGACAAUAGCUCCACUCAAGAUGAGGUGGACAAUAGCAAAGUAUGCCCCGAGAUUCAAUGGUUUCCAACAGCAUGACUCACAAGAGCUCCUGGCCUUCCUGCUAGAUGGGCUGCAUGAAGAUCUCAACAGAGUCCAUGAGAAGCCAUAUGUUGAACUGAAGGACAGUGAUGGGAGAGCAGACGAGGAGGUCGCCAAGGAGGCAUGGGACAACCAUCUGAUGCGGAACCGCUCCAUUGUGGUGGACUUGUUCCACGGGCAGCUCAAGUCGCAGGUCAGAUGCCUACACUGCACGCACGUCAACGUUCGCUUUGACCCCUUCAACUUCAUGUCCCUCCCCCUGCCCAUGGACAACGCCAUGUAUGUGGAGGUCACAGUGAUGAAGCUGGAUGGCAGUGUUCCUGUUCGGUACGGUCUCCGCCUCAACGCAGAUGAGAAGAACCUUGUGUUGAAGAAACAUUUGGGUGAGCUGUGUGACAUUGAUGUCAGUCAGCUGUUGUUGCUGGAGACGUUUGGGGCCACAAUCAAGAGUUUCCCAUCAGAUGGGCAGCGAGUACGAUCGGUGCUUGGAGGGAACCUGUUUGCUUAUGAGAUCCCUGCAGUACAGGACAGCAGCAUGGAGGAAGAGAGUGAAGGAAAGGUGGCAGAGACGAGUGAACCCAGCAAACCUCAGUGCAAUGGAACUGUCAUGACAGGUGCAGGUGUUGCAGUACAGCCACUCCCCCCUGUAAAUAUCCCCUCCACAAAGGAUGACACUUCUCUCCAACCUGCUCUGGCUGCAAGUAACAACACUCAAAACAGACCUGCUGUUACUCUAAACAGGAGUACCAAUGGAAGCCAGCAGCUGUCCCCUAGGCAGGGCACCCUCCGACGCACCACGCACCUCCCCGCAGUAAACGGUGACGCAGGCUACACACUGAACCAACCAGGCAGCGGGAGACAUAGCCGCCAGCCGAGCAAUGCCAGCACCAGUACCACUAGUUCUGUCAACGGACAGUCCAGCUUCAAUGGCUAUGUUGUUGCAUUACACAGAAAAAUGAUCCGUAUGGAUGUGUACUUCCUGUCAUCCCAGAAGAGCCGGCCGUCCCUUUUCGGCACCCCCCUCAUCCUGCCCUGUGGAGUAUCGUCCCUCCAGCAGGACCUUUACCAAGCCAUCUGGACACAGGUCUCACGAUUGGUCAGCCCCCUGCCACCGUCCGAGGGUGGGAGGAGUAACCACGCCCAGGACUGGUCACGAUGUAAAAGAAUUACUCAAGCAGGGUGCGCUAAGCACCAAUCCUAUAACCGUGAUGAUAGCCUGGGCUAUGAGUACCCGUUUGUGCUGAAGGCUGUACAAAGAGAUGGCAUCACAUGUGCCUGGUGUCCCUGGUACAGGUUCUGUCGAGGCUGUGUGAUUGACUGUACAGAGGAGGAGUUUGCCAUGGGCAGUAGUUAUGUAGCCAUUGACUGGGACCCCACAGCACUCCACCUCAGGUAUCAGGAGUCACAGGAGAAGGUGUUUGAGGAACACGAGAGCGUAGCAGCGAGCCGGCGGGCGCAGUCGGAGCCCAUCGACCUGGACACGUGUCUGAAGGCCUUCACUAAGGAGGAGGAGCUGGGUGAGGAGGAGCGCUGGUACUGCAGUAAGUGUCAGGAACACCAGCUGGCCGCCAAGAAACUGGACAUCUGGAGAUUACCACCCAUUCUGAUUGUCCAUAUGAAGAGAUUUCAAUUCCUGAAUGGCCGCUGGUGUAAGUCCCACAAAAUUGUCAAGUUCCCCAUGAAAAACUUCGACCCCUCCCCGUUCCUGGUGCCCCGUGACCCCCAGAAGAUCCGCGAGCUGUACAGGAAAGAGCUGGAAUCCCACCGAGUACCGACGGCGUCGCAGGAGACGUCCAUGUCAUCCAGCAGUCUUCACAAGGCAGGGUCGCUCACUUCCCUGCACAGUGAGGGGUCCCCCACCAAGAGUGGCAAGGGUUCUCCCAUCCACAAUGGACUCAACUACCUCAAGAAAGCAGUGUCUCCCAGACUGAGAAGGAAGAAGAACUCCGUAAGCCCCAUGCCCAGCCCACGGAAUAGUCCCACCCCCAGCCGCAAGAGUAGUACGGCCAGCACACGCAGUAACAACAGUAACAAGGAUGUUGUGCAGGAAGGUGUUCCGUGCUAUCCUGGGUUUGCCGUUCGCUCCUCGGGGAGCAGCAGCACCAUCGACUCCACCCCCAGCGUCUCCCAGACCUCCCUCAACUCCUCCCACGACCCGUCCGCAGCCUCCGUCCACAACAACCCCCACCACAGCAGCACCUGUAGCUCCAGCACCAAGGACAGCGACAGUAGCUCACACAACGGACACAGUAUCAGUGAGGUGGAGCUGGUCAACGGGAUAGGGGAUGGGGACGGCAGCAGUACAGGCACAAAGAACAUCUCCCCCACCAGGUGUCGAACCGUAGACGCCACAGAUAACCACCCCCUGGUGCAUGUGGACAGGGAGUCAGACGAGAGCUCAGUGGACAGCCUGGACACGGAGCGCAGUGAGAGAGAGAAGGACCUGCAGAGGUGGCUGGAGGGUGCGCUGGACACUGCCCACAUCAGAUAUGACCUCUUUGCUAUAUCAGAGGUUCAUCCAGACCAGAUUGACACGGACUCGGCGUACAUGCUGUUCUACGAGCGACAGGGGAUGGAUUACAAGAAGUUCCUGCCCGACAUCCAAGGCAAGCAGCCAGUCAACACUGACCCCAUCGAUGACGAGCUAGAAAACGAGAUGAAGAAAUGUGUCAUUCAGUGAGCAGGGUACUGAGUGUUGCUGUAUGUGUCCUCCUAUUAGUUAUAUGUUUCUGUGUGUGCUGCUUGGAGACCAUGGGUAGUGAAAGUCGUUCUCCAAGGGAGGAAAGUGGGGGAAUUUUUUCUAGUUUCUGUGAGUUUUGUGGACAUUGAAGAACCUUUGAGUUGAAUCUUUGAUUUGAAAAAAUGAAGAUUCUGAUGUGGUGUAUCCAGUUUUUACAGUCCAGUUGUCAUCGUUUCCACUUCCCUUUAAACUUCCAACAUGAGAAGAUGUACAGAAGAGUUGUUUGUGGAGGUUUUUUUUGUUGUUGUUAAAAAAAGUUAUGGAAAGAGUUCUCAAAGAACAGUUUAUAUUUCAGGUUUUAAGUGAACAAUGGAAAUUUGCAGAGAUAUGGAAAAGUUGCACAAGUUGCACCAAGACGAUAUUUGAUCCACGAGCUCAGCAAACUUUAACUCUCGACUGAUAUUUAUUUGCUAUGAACCACGUAAACAAAUCAAUAUGGCUAUCAGGAUGUUGGUCUGUGAUGUAAAGAUGAAGCAAAAGUUUUGAGAAAGUUUUUAUCUGAGUUUUCUUUUACACAUGUUGUCAUUGGCUUGUUGGUAUGUGCAGCUCCGUGGCUUGUGGAAAAGUUUUUCUCCAACAGGUAGUGAGAGUAGAAAUAUACGUUCUUGCUGUUCUCUAUCGUUCACUGAAUAUUUGGUGGUUUUUACUUUGUUGUUGAUAAGAUUAAAGAGAAAGAGAUAAAUGUCAGAAAAAGUACUUAAGGAAAUGGAUUUGGAUGUAAAGAAAUCCAGGCAGGUAGAAAGAGGGAUGAAGUUUUGGUAAACAAGGACACAGUAUGUGUAUGAUGUACACUAUAUGAAUGAACAGGUCAGAGAUUUGAUGUGAUGUUUGUAUGUAUUUGAAAAUACUGAAUGUCAUUGGUCCAUGCUAUGUCCUUACCUUUGAUUGGUCCUUAACUUUUAAAUCAAAUAUCUAGGAACCAAUCAGGGGACAUCAGAUUGAAAGGGGUACAUUACUUUUAGAAAUGAACUUCCUAUCAUCAUCAUAAUGCAGAGUUUGUUAUGUGAAAAUCAGUUCCCACCAGGAGCAUGUAUGUACAUUGUGUAGACUGCUGCUUCUUUUGUCAACAGCAGAAGUAGAAAAAAUUAGUUUUUCCUUUUUUUUGUAAAAUCAAAAGUGUCAAAUAUCAGUUACAAGUUGUGCAAUACAUUUUGUUAUCUCAUAACAUCUAAUUUUCAUUCAGCUGAUAACGUUAUCAGAUCUAUUGUUGUUAGCGCUGUAAAAUACUACUUGUAAUCUUCUAAUGUAGUCAAGUUUGUUUUUUUCUGUGUGCAGGUUAUGAUGAAAACAGACUGUAAUUUAAGAAAAACAAUCUAUAGGAAAUAAAAUGUAUAAAUCUGUAAAUGCUGCGAAUGCAAAACUUGUCUGCAUGUUGAAAAAGUGCAUUGAAUUCUGUGUAUCCUCACUUGUAAAUCUCAUACAACCGACUUUUGCAGUAUUGUUGUUAAAGAAGGAAAACACCCCUUUUUCCUUGUAUAGAAAAAUUACAAAACUCAGGAAAAUUCCCAUGGGAACUAUCUGAGAGCUGUGUGUAUCAAAUCAUUAUGUCACUGUAUAAACUGCUUCUGUGCAGAAUAAUAAUCCUGGAUGCAAUGAGAUCCCCGUAGCUUCUCCACUGUUACUAUACAAGCUAGUACUAGUUCAAUGUAGAGUAUUUGCCCUUGCACUGUGUACAUGUAAUGUUAACUCUUCACAAGGCUACAACAAGAAAUACAUGUUUUUCAGGCUGCCUUGUGCUGUAUAUAUUAUGAGAUUAUUGUGUUCAUUGUUGAAAUUGCUUGCAGGUUUAUUGUCUGUGUGUUGUACAUGUGUACCGUACCAGCUGAAAUAGUAUCAUGUUAGGACGCAUCGUUACAUAUAAGGCUGAUAUAGAAUAUUGUGGAAUU
Messenger RNA from Branchiostoma floridae (Florida lancelet), 7416 nucleotides. RefSeq names its product ubiquitin carboxyl-terminal hydrolase 32-like. Gene Ontology annotation, biological process: protein deubiquitination. NCBI's taxonomy places the organism in Eukaryota, Metazoa, Chordata, Leptocardii, Amphioxiformes, Branchiostomatidae. Gene Ontology annotation, molecular function: calcium ion binding; cysteine-type deubiquitinase activity. Gene Ontology annotation, cellular component: Golgi apparatus. The record is from RefSeq and is a predicted model, not a curated record.